Molecule: messenger RNA, 1170 nt
Organism: Priceomyces carsonii
Lineage: Eukaryota; Fungi; Ascomycota; Pichiomycetes; Serinales; Debaryomycetaceae
Gene: SHY1
Product: Shy1p
Exons: 1
Coding region: 1-1170 (389 amino acids)
Biological process (GO): mitochondrial respiratory chain complex IV assembly
Cellular component (GO): membrane; mitochondrion
Source: RefSeq, a predicted model, not a curated record
AUGCUUUUCUUAAGAUCUACACAUGCUCGAUCCCAUCGCAGUACAUGUACAGUCAGAUGCUUGCAUAGUGAGAGGUCUAUUUCAUUCUUAUCCGGUUCACUCAUAAGGAGAAAUAAGUUAAUAAGCUACGGGGGAAUGAACUUCGGGAGGAGAACUGUAAAGACUCCUACUAUCGAUUGGCAGCCACUUAAGUCUCAUAACACUAAUUUGCGAGAGGUGGAACAGCAAGCAAAGAUGCCUAAGUUUCGAAAAUUUGUUUUGGGCCUAAUGAUUGCAAUGCCUGUUAUCAGCUUUUUUCUCGGUUGCUGGCAAGUCAAGAGGUUGAAGUGGAAGAUGCAUUUGAUUGCAAAUGCCGAGAAUGCAUUGGCAGCACCACCUCUAGAGAAGCUUCCGCCAAACUUAGAUCCUGAAGCUAUUAAGAACUUUGAGUAUCGUAGAUUUAAAGUGAAGGGUCACUUUGACUAUUCUCAAGAGAUGUUUUUGGGGCCGAGGAUGAGGGAUGGUGUGCUAGGAUAUUUACUUGUUACACCAUUCGUAAGGUCUGAUGGUGGAAAGCCAAUUUUGAUUGAAAGGGGCUGGAUACAUAAAGACAACGUGAUUCCAAAAAAACGUGAAAACGGUUACUUGUCUCAUUUGGCUAUGCCUCAAGGCGAAAUUGAGAUUGAAGCAUUAUUUAGAAUCAUGCCUAAAAAGUCAGCUUUACAUUUUGAUCAUGAGCAGGGCACAAGAUUAUUUCAUGUUUGUGAUGUUAAUGCUAUGGCUAAGCAGUCAGGUGCUUUGCCUAUCUAUUGUCAAAUGAUUUACGAUUUAUCAGAGCACCCAGAGUGGAAGCAGUCUACAUCAAACCAGAAACUGACACCAUCAAUCUUGAACCGUAUCUUCAGGAAAAACGAUGAAAUGAUAGACGAUUCGAUUUUUUUGGACAAGCAAUCGAAUGACGAUGCGACAUUGGAAUACCAGCAAGUUGAAUUCGUUAAUGAAGGAGUACCAAUUGCAGCUACUCCAAAUGUCAAAUUCACGAAUAAUCAUCUUCAAUAUUUAAUAACCUGGUUCGGUCUAUCUAUUUGUUCUGCGGGAUUAUUGGUUUAUAGCUUUUGGAAGAAAAGAAAGUUCCUGAGUGCUGAGAAAAUCAUCGAAGCUAAACGAAAAGACAUGCGUAAGAACUUUUAA